Messenger RNA from Trichomonas vaginalis G3, 846 nucleotides. RefSeq lists its product as uncharacterized. Lineage: Eukaryota; Parabasalia; Trichomonadida; Trichomonadidae. The transcript has a single exon. The record is from RefSeq and is a predicted model, not a curated record. The annotation marks the transcript as partial.
AUGGAAGGUCAAUUUAUUGUAGAUAAAGAAAUUGGUUCAGGUUCCAAUAAAACAAACCCACCAGGAUUUUGGAUUGGUUUCGAUGACGCUUUCUAUGCAGUUGCUGGAUAUCAAAUCCUUGCAAAUGGUCGUAUCGUAUAUUCUCAAGACAACGCAAGAGAAGAAGCAUAUAUAACUUCAAACUCACAAACUACCGAACAAAUAAAGAAAGUAGAUGUUUUCUCAAAGACUCGACAUGAAGAUGUAUGGAGUCAUUCGGGAACAUGCAGAACAGGACAAAUUGUUAGUGGUCCAAUUACAGCAGGAAAAUCAUUUGAUUUUAAGCUUCGUUUAAGAAUUCCUGUUAGAAGAUUCCUUCCAUUAGAAGCUAUUCGAUUUAUUCCAGCUUUUGCAGGAAACAUUCAGCUUAAAGUAAAGUUCAGUAGCGACGCCUUACAAUGCACAUCUAUAUCUGUAAAUGAUAUCAUUGCUUUCAAUCCAACUCUUAAAGUUGCAUUUGCUUCAGAUUCAAAUCCACCGACAAAUAAAUUUGUUCCAUGGAAUGAACCAUUCACUAUGAUAACGAAGGCAGUAGAAGCUAGUGGAACAGUUACUAUUACAACUGUAACCCAGCAACUAUUUCGAACAAAGAUGGAUUUUAAUGAAUGUUUCAUUCAUCCAAAGUCAUUCUCUUUAGACCCUAACAUUUAUACAGAACUUGUAGAACAUUAUACAAACGAGGCUUUAUGUUUUCCUGUUAAAGUUAUGGAUUGGAUUCCUAUGGACGGUUCAUUCUCAAAGAAUACAGAUAGUUCAAGUGCAACAUUUACAGCAGCUUAUACGCCUAUUAAUGUUAAAAGUAUUUGG